AUGUCGUCGAACACCACCACUGCAGGCGACAGCGGGCAUCCUAGUGCGCCCUUCAGCGUGCCCACUGCCAUCGCGCUCGGAUUGAUAGCCAGCUUCGUCCAGAGCCUCGGCCUCACCAUUCAAAGGAAGUCGCAUCUGCUCAACGAAUCACUGCCCCCUGCUCGCCGCAGAACCGAAUGGAAGCGUCCACUGUGGCUCGUCGGCUUUGCCAUCUUCUUGGUCGCAAAUGUCGGAGGCACUGUCUUUCAGAUCGGCGCGCUACCCAUCGUCAUGUUGGCUCCCUUGGGUGCUGUCAGUCUGCUGUACAAUGCUGUACUGGCACGCUUCCUGCUCAACGAUUUGCUCUCGAGAUACAUGGUCAUGGGCACAGCACUCAUCGCCUCCGGUGCGGUUCUCAUCGGCUACUUUGGCGUCGUACCUUCUCCGCCGCACAGUCUUGACGAGCUCUUGGAUCUCUACUCUCGGCCAACCUUCGUGGCAUUUGCGACCAUCUUCACUUUCGUCUUUGUUGGCGUGUUGACCGUUGCGCAUCUGACAGAUUGGCAGUUGCACACGCGCGUCCAUCGCAGCUCUCUUCCAACACGACCCACAAAGCCAAGAAGUCGCAGUGGCCACGGUCUACGAGGGCGCUUGCGUAGACGUUGGUCCGCUCCCACUUUGGCGCCCGUCGCAGAGGUCAGCGAGAGCAGUUCUGGCAUCGCAACGCCUGUACUCGCUAUUCGCGACGAAGUGAAUCGUCAUUCCACACUCGGUCACGGUCCCAGUCCUCAGCAGAACAUCCUGUAUGGCCGUAGCAUCGUCGCAACCCCGGCUCCAUCUUCGGUUGGCCAGCAACCGGCUACGCACGGCGCUGCGUCCGUUCCCAACGGUCGCCCCAAACCGGCCGAAGCACCGACCAGCACCUCGAAACGAGACUAUGGCUCGCUUGGACGCAGCGAGUCCAACGCUCGCAAGCGGAAAAAGAGCCUCGAGGUUCCGCGUCUCGAGCUGAGGGAGGCCGAACAGCGUGUCACCCCAGAGACUGUCAAGCAGACAAAGCUGGGUCUUUCGGUAGCCUACGGUGGCGCGAGUGGUACAUUAUCGGGCGCGUGCUUGCUGCUCGCAAAAUCCGGCGUCGAACUUUUGAUGCUGACGUUCUCUGGCCAAAAUCAAUUUGGACGAUGGCAAAGCUGGCUGCUCAUCGGCAUCCUCUUGGCUGCUGCACUGCUUCAGCUCUGGUAUCUCAACAAGGCGCUCAAGCUAGCGGAUCCGACGCUCGUGUGUCCGCUCGCAUUUUGCUUCUACAACACGUCGAGCAUCGCGCUUGGUCUCGUUUACUUCGAUCAGAUCGGCGCAUUGGCGUGGUACGACUUGGUGCUGGUGGCGGUGGGAACGGGUGUGUUGCUCGGAGGCGUGUGGACCGUCAGUCUGCAUGGGAAUGACGAGCCGUGUGGGGAUGGUGAGGUGUGCGGCGAGGAUGAGUCGCAACCUCUGCUGUCGUCGUACGUUGCGGAUGGUUCGCGAUCGGUUUCGGAUGCAGAUUACGGAGGACUGCUGGUGGCGAAUGGCGCCGGUCUGACGGGUCCGCAUCUGCCCCCGGUCAACGUCUCUCACCACUCGUCUUCCUUUGUUGACCAUCAGGUCGCUCCUUUAACUAGUCCCGAGGAAGCUCCGUUGACCUUGCAUCAUGACAACGGUACUGGUAGCAGCACCAGAUCUACACCUUCACUCGGCGCCGCACCACCCAAGCGUCGAUCCGCAUCUAGCAGCCACCAUGCGCCUCAACGCAGACCAACGAUCACGCUGGAGUUUCCCUUGCGCGACGACCUGUUCUCACCUAAGCACGACAACACCUUCCAAUCACCCCAAGACGUGGAAGCCAACACGUCGUCCUCGACACAUCACUCGCCCGAAUCGUCGCACCCCAACGAUCACGACCCCUCCAGCGGUAGACGAAGACCUUCGCUCUACAACAGCAUCCUCGAACACGGGUCAAUUCGAAUUGGCAGCGACCGGGUAGGCAUUUGCCUAGGAGUAUGUCGGAAGCAGAUGCUCCGGCAGGUGUUGGUGCGGAAGGACGGGGGAAAAGCUUGCGGAGCGCAGGGACGAGCGAGGGUGGGGAGAGGGAAGAUCCGAGUGCGGGGAGCAGUGGGUUUGGAAUCAUGUUGGAUCAGUUUGAUUUGA
Messenger RNA from Pseudozyma hubeiensis SY62, 2163 nucleotides. RefSeq lists its product as hypothetical. The transcript is spliced from 2 exons. Gene Ontology annotation, molecular function: magnesium ion transmembrane transporter activity. Gene Ontology annotation, cellular component: membrane. The record is from RefSeq and is a predicted model, not a curated record. Gene Ontology annotation, biological process: magnesium ion transport. Lineage: Eukaryota; Fungi; Basidiomycota; Ustilaginomycetes; Ustilaginales; Ustilaginaceae. The coding region runs from base 1 to 2163 and encodes 720 amino acids.